UCAAUGAGCCAACCCAACUAUAAAUUAAACAAAAAAAUUCAUGAAUUUGGUUUAAAUUCUGCAAUUUUGUUUAUAUGGUCUUAACAUGUUUAGGUAUUGUUGCAUCUUUCUUGCUGUCCACUGUGUUUUAGGUGGUAAUUUGGUUGAGGUGCUCCAAGCUAAUAACAAUUCAAGACUGAUCCAAUAUGCGACAGCAUGUGGAUUAGCUGAUACCAUAUUAGGAGGAACAUACACAAUCUUUGCACCCACAGAUGCAGCAUUUGAUGCACUCGGAACUGAAAAAGAACUUCUUUCUGAUAAAACUGUUCUUACCACUAUAUUGCUGUAUCACCUUACAAAUGGAGUUAUAAGGAGGUCAGAUGCGCAGAAUGAGCUAAAAGUAGAAUCGGUUGCAGGACUUAAAGUCAGAUUUAAUAUUUAUUAUAACAAAGCAUUUUUAAUUGAGGGUGCCAAAAUUUCAAAAUUUGACCUGAAUGCUACGAAUGGAAUCGUUCAUGUCAUUGACAAGGUAAUGGUACCACCUACCGGAGGAAUUGUCGAUCUCGUAUCAGGGAACAACGAUCUAAGCAUAUUUAUGGCAUUAUGCAAACGAGCAAAUAUUACAGGAGUUCUUCAAAGUGAUCCGUUAACAGUAUUUGCACCAACAAAUGCUGCAUUUGACAAAUUAUCUCAAAGAAUUUCAACGCGAAUACAUGAUGAUUUGACUAUACUUAAAGAGCUUUUAGAAUUUCAUUUGGUACCACACACAGAAUAUUCACCUGGCUUAUUUAACAGAGAACAGAUCAGAACGUUGGAUUUAAAGAGUGAACUCCUUAAGCUUAGUGUUUCAGGAUUAAGAGGUCUUAACAUGUUUAGGUAUUGUUGUAUCUUUCUUGCUGUCCAUUGUGUUUUAGGUGGUAAUUUGAUUGAGGUUCUCCAAGCUAAUGGCGAGUCUAGACUGAUUAAAUAUGCGACAGCCUGUGGAUUAGCUGAUACAAUAUUAGGAGGAACAUUCACAAUUUUUGCACCCACAAAUGCUGCAUUUGACGCCAUUGGUACAGAACAAGAACUUCUUUCCGAUAAAACUGUUCUUACCACAAUAUUAUUGUAUCACUUGACAAAUGGAGUUAUAAGGAGCACAGAUGCGAAGAAUGAGCUAACAGUAGAAUCAGUUGCUGGACUGAAAAUCAGAUUUAAUAUUUACCCGCAUAAUAAAGCAGUUACAGUUGAGGGUGCCAAAAUUUCAAAGUUUGACCUGAAUGCUUCGAAUGGAAUCGUCCAUGUUAUUGACAAAGUGUUGAUACCACCUACCGGAGAAAUUGUCGACCUCGUUUCAGGGAACAAAGAUUUAGGGACAUUAUUGUCGUUAGUGCAGAAGGCAAAUAUUACAGGGAUUAUUCAACGUGAUCCUUUAACAGUAUUUGCACCAACUAAUGCUGCAUUUUCAAGAUUACCUGCAAAUGUUCUAAGUAGAUUAAAUAGUGAUACAGGUCUUCUUAAAGAGGUUUUAGAAUAUCAUUUAGUACCACAUACAGCAUAUUCUCCUGGUUUAUAUAACAGAGAAUACAUCAGAACGUUAGAUUCACAGAAGGACGUCAUUCGUCUAAGUGUGUCAGGAAAAGCAGUGUCAGUAAACUCAUAUGGGCGCGUUAUAAAAGCUGAUAUUCCAGCUACAAAUGGUGUUGUUCAUUUAAUUGACCAUGUUCUCAUCCCAAUCCGAUAUUGGCUUUCGUUUGGCUUUGGAAAAUAAUAAUUGACAAUAGUGUGCCUGUUACACUAUCAUCUGUACAUAUGUUGAUAUGUUUUAUUUAUGCAAAUAAUUCUAUUUAUACUUACGUGUACAAUGUAUGCAAUAUCGUCAUUAUCAUGAUUAUGUCAUAAUAAAAUUCAAAUAAAAUAUGUA
This is a messenger RNA of Mytilus trossulus (common blue mussel), 1882 nucleotides long. Its product is annotated as transforming growth factor-beta-induced protein ig-h3-like. The record is from RefSeq and is a predicted model, not a curated record. The transcript has 11 exons. NCBI's taxonomy places the organism in Eukaryota, Metazoa, Mollusca, Bivalvia, Mytilida, Mytilidae. Gene Ontology annotation, biological process: cell adhesion; extracellular matrix organization. The coding region runs from base 86 to 1729 and encodes 547 amino acids. Gene Ontology annotation, cellular component: extracellular matrix. Gene Ontology annotation, molecular function: cell adhesion molecule binding.